Messenger RNA from Capra hircus (goat), 5858 nucleotides. It is a transcript of the gene IQGAP3, whose product is annotated as IQ motif containing GTPase activating protein 3. The record is from RefSeq and is a predicted model, not a curated record. NCBI's taxonomy places the organism in Eukaryota, Metazoa, Chordata, Mammalia, Artiodactyla, Bovidae. Gene Ontology annotation, cellular component: cytoplasm. Gene Ontology annotation, biological process: regulation of actin cytoskeleton organization; regulation of GTPase activity. Gene Ontology annotation, molecular function: GTPase activator activity; calmodulin binding; actin filament binding. The transcript has 38 exons. The coding region runs from base 39 to 4946 and encodes 1635 amino acids.
UGGGCGGCGGGAGAUUCAAACCUGGAAGAAGGAGGAACAUGGAGCGGAGAGGAGCGGGCCCGGGCCGGGCGAUCUAUGAACGCCUCACAGCAGAGGAAAUGGAUGAGCAGAGGAGGCAGAACAUCGCCUAUCAAUACCUGUGUCGGCUGGAGGAAGCCAAGCGCUGGAUGGAGGCCUGCCUGAAGGAGGAGCUGCCUUCCCCCAUGGAGCUGGAGGAGAGCCUCCGGAACGGAGUGCUGCUGGCCAAGCUGGGCCACUGUUUCGCACCCUCUGUGGUUCCCUUGAAGAAGAUCUAUGAUGCGGAGCAGCUGCGGUACCAGGCAACUGGCUUGCAUUUCCGUCACACGGACAACAUCAACUUUUGGCUGUCUGCAAUAGCCCACGUCGGUCUGCCUUCGACCUUCUUCCCAGAGACCACGGACAUUUAUGACAAGAAGAACAUGCCACGGGUGGUCUACUGCAUUCAUGCACUCAGUCUCUUCCUCUUCCGGCUGGGAUUGGCUCCUCAGAUACAUGAUCUAUAUGGGAAGGUGAAAUUCACAGCUGAGGAACUCAGCAACAUGGCCUCUGAACUGGCUAAGUAUGACCUCCAGCUGCCUGCCUUCAGCAAGAUCGGGGGCAUCCUGGCCAAUGAACUUUCAGUGGAUGAGGCUGCAGUCCAUGCGGCUGUUCUUGCCAUCAAUGAGGCAGUGGAGCGAGGGGUGGUCAAGGACACCCUAGCGGCCUUGCAGAAUCCCAGUGCUCUGCUGGAGAAUCUUCGAGAGCCUCUGGCAGCCAUCUACCAGGAGCUGCUGGCUCAGGCCAAGAUGGAAAAGGCUGCCAACGCCAGGAACCGCUUUUUGCAGAAUGAUGGAGAAAGCCAGGACAUCUAUGACUGCUGCCUAACUCAAGCGGAAAUCCAAGGCAACAUCAACCAUGUCAAUGUCCAUGGGGCCCUAGAAGUUGUUGAUGAUGCCCUGGAAAGACAGAGCCCCGAGGCCUUGCUUGAGGCCCUUCAAGACCCUGUCCUGACCCUGCAAGGAGUGAGGAGAGACUUUGCGGACUGGUACCUGGAACAGCUGAGCUCAGACAGAGAGCAGAAAGCGCAGGAGCUGGGCCUAGUGGAGCUUCUGGAAAAGGAGGAGGUCCAAGCUGGUGUGGCUGCUGCCAACAUAAAGGGUGAUCAGGAACAAGCCAUGCUCCGGGCUGUGCAGAGGAUCAACAGAGCUCUCCGGAGGGGAGUGGCAGCUGACACUGUGAAGGAGCUGAUGUGCCCAGAAGCCCAGCUGCCUCCAGUGUACCCCUCUGCCUCGGCUGUGUACCAGCAGGAGCUGGCAGUGCUCCAGCAGCAGCAGCAGGGGGAGCUGGCCCAGGAGGAGCUCUUUGUGGCUGUGGAGAUGCUCUCAGCCGUGGUCCUGAUCAACCGGGCUCUGGAGGCCAAGGAUGCUAGCGGCUUCUGGAGCAGCCUGGUGAACCCCGCCACGGGCCUGGCCGAGGUGGACGGGGAGAACGCUCAGCGGUACUUUGAUGCUCUGGUGAAGCUGCGACAGAUACGUGGAGUGGAUGGGGCCUUCCUGAGCUGGAAUGACCUACAGGCUGCAGUGAGCCAGGUCAACGCCCAGGUCCAGGAAGAGACUGAUCAGGUCCUUGCGGUCAGCCUCAUCAAUGAGGCUCUGGACCAGGACAACCCCGAGAAGACCCUCUCCUCCCUUCUGCUUCCUGCUGCCAGCCUGGAUGAUAUCAGCCUUCCCAUCGCCCCUCGGUACCAUCUCCUCCUCGUGGCGGCCAAAAGGCGGAAGGCCCAGGUGACAGGGGAUCCUGAAGCUGUGCUGUGGCUGGAAGAGAUCCGCCAGGAAGUGGUCAGAGCCAACCAGGACACACAUGCAGCUCAGAGAAUGGCUCUUGGUGUGGCUGCCAUCAACCAAGCCAUCAAGGAGGGCAAAGCAGCCCAGACAGAGCGGGUAUUAAGGAACCCUGCCGUAGGCCUCCGAGGAGUGGUUCCCGACUGUGCCGAUGGCUACCAGCGGCUCCUGGAAGAUGCCAUGGCAAAGAAGCAGCGCCCAGGAGAUACAGCACUCUGGGUUCAACAUGACAUGAAGGAUGGUACUGCCUACUACUUUCACCUGCAGACCUUCCAGGGGACCUGGGAGCGACCCCCUGCCUGCUGCCUCAAUACCUCCCACCUAACUCGGGAGGAGAUCCAGUCAGCUGUCACCAAGGUCACUGCUGCCCGUGACCGCCAGCAGCUCUGGAAGGCCAACGUGGGCUUCAUCAUCCGGCUCCAGGCCCGCCUCCGCGGCUUCCUGGUCCGGCAGAAGUUUGCUGAACGUUCCCACUUUCUGAGGACCUGGCUUCCCGCAGUCGUCAAGAUCCAGGCUCAUUGGCGUGGUUACAGACAGCGGAAGAUUUACCUGGAACGGUUGCAGUAUUUAAAAGCGAACACAGAUGCUGUAAUCAAGAUCCAGGCUUGGGCCCGGAUGUGGGCAGCUCGGAGGCAAUACCGGAAGCGUCUGGGCUACUUCCAGAAGAAUGUUAAGUCCAUUGUGAAGAUCCAGGCAUUUUUCCGAGCCAGGAAAGCCCGGGAUGACUACAGGAUGUUAGUCCACACACCCCAUCCCCCACUCAGUGUGGUACGCAGAUUUGUCCACCUCUUGAAUCAAAGCCAGGAGGACUUCUUGGCUGAGGCAGAGCUGCUGAAGCUCCAGGAGGAGGUGGUCAGGAAGAUCCGGUCCAAUCAGCAGCUGGAACAGGACCUCAAUCUCAUGGAUAUUAAGAUUGGCCUGCUGGUGAAGAAUCGAAUCACCCUGCAGGAAGUGGUCUCCCACUGCAAGAAGCUGACCAAGAAGAAUAAGGAACAGCUGUCGGAUAUGAUGGUUCUGGAUAAGCAGAAGGGAUUAAAGUCGCUGAGCAAAGAGAAACGGCAGAAGCUAGAAGCUUACCAACACCUCUUCUACCUGCUCCAGACUCAACCCACCUACCUGGCCAAGCUGAUCUUUCAGAUGCCUCAGAACAAAACCACCAAAUUCAUGGAGUCAGUGAUUUUCAGUCUGUACAACUAUGCCUCCAACAGCCGAGAGGCCUAUCUCCUGCUCCAGCUGUUCAAGGCAGCACUCCAGGAGGAAAUCAAGUCAAAGGUGGAGCAGCCCCAGGAUAUGGUGACAGGCAACCCGACUGUGGUGAGGCUGGUGGUGAGAUUCUAUCGGAAUGGGCGGGGGCAGAGUGCCCUGCGGGAGAUCCUGGGCAAGGUGAUCCAGGACGUGCUGGAGGACAAGAUGCUCAGCGUCCACACAGACCCUGUCCACCUCUACAAGAGUUGGAUCAACCAGACUGAAGCCCAGACAGGGCAGCGCAGCCACCUCCCCUAUGAUGUCACCCCAGAGCAGGCCUUGAGCCACCCUGAGGUCCAAAGACGACUGGACAUCUCCCUCCGCAACCUCCUCGCCGUGACUGAUAAGUUUCUUGCAGCCAUCAUCUCAUCUGUGGACCAAAUUCCGUACGGGAUGCGGUACGUGGCUAAGGUCCUGAAGACGACUCUGGCAGAGAAGUUCCCCGACGCCACAGAGAAUGAGAUCCAGAAGGUGGUGGGGAACCUCCUGUACUACCGCUUCCUGAACCCGGCUGUGGUGGCCCCCGACGCCUUCGACAUUGUGGCUAUGGCAGCGGGCGGCGCGCUGGCGGCCCCCCAGCGCCACGCCUUGGGGGCUGUGGCUCAGGUCCUGCAGCAUGCCGCGGCCGGCAAGGCCUUCUCCAGGGAGAGCCAGCACCUGCGCGUCUUGAAUGACUAUCUGGAAGAGACGCACCUCAAGUUCAGGAGGUUCAUCUGCCGAGCCUGCCAGGUGCUAGAGCCAGAGGAGCGUUUUGCAAUGGAUGAGUAUUCGGACAUGGUGGCUGUGGCCAAACCCGUGGUGUACAUCACCAUGGGGGAGCUCGUCAACACGCACAGGCUGUUGUUGGAACACCAGGACUGGAUCGCCCCUGAUCACCGAGACCCCCUGCAUGAGCUCCUGGAGGACCUCGGGGAGCUGCCCACUGUCGCUGACCUCAUCGGGGAGAAUGUAGCUCCGGAUGGGAACGUGGAUCUGAGCAAGCUAGAGGUGUCCCUGACUCUCACCAACAAGUUUGAAGGACUGGAGACAGACGCUGACGACACCAACACCCAGAGCCUGCUUCUGAGCACCAAGCAGAUGCUGGCUGACAUCAUGCAGUUCCACUCAGGAGACUCCCUCCAGGAGAUCCUAUCCCUCUCAGCUUCCGGGGAGGAGGAAGCAGCCCAUAAGCGGCUGAUGUGCCGGCGCCAGGCCUGUGAAGCCCAGACCCCGGAGCUGCUGCGACGACACCGCUCACUGACGGCCCACUCCCUCCUGCCGCUGGCAGAGAAACAGCGGCGCGUCCUGCGGAACCUGCGCCGACUUGAGGGCCUGGGGUUGGUCAGUGCCAGGGACGGCUACCAGGGGCUGGUGGACGAACUGGCCAAGGAUAUCCGCAACCAGCGCAAGCGCCGGCAACGGAGGAAAGCAGAGCUGCUGAAGCUCCAGGCCACACUCCAGGGCCUGAGCACCAAGACCACCUUUUAUGAGGAGCAGGGCGACUACUACAGUCAGUACAUCCGGGCCUGCCUGGACCACCUGGCCCCCAGCUCCAAGAGUUCUGGGAAAGGGAAGAAGCAGGUAUCUCUCCACUACACGGCUGCCCAGCUCCUGGAGAAGGGUGUCUUGGUGGAAAUUGAAGAUCUUCCCACCUCUCAUUUCAGAAAUGUGAUCUUUGACAUCACCCCUGGAGAUGAGGCGGGAAGGUUUGAAGUAAACGCCAAGUUCCUAGGUGUGGACAUGGAACGAUUUCAGCUCCACUAUCAGGACCUCCUGCAGCUCCAGUACGAGGGUGUGGCUGUCAUGAAACUCUUCAACAAGGCCAAGGUCAACGUCAACCUUCUCAUCUUCCUUCUCAACAAGAAAUUCUUGCGGAAGUGACUGAGGCAGGGGGUGCUCCCCAAGCCCUUCUUACCUCACUGGAUGCUUUUCUUAACACUAAUGCACUGCUCCACUUUCCUGCAGACACCCAGAACUCAGGCCCAGGCAAGGCUCAAGGAGUCUCACCUUUCCCCAGCUGGGAGGAGUCUGGCUCCCUGGCCCACAGGCAGGGUCUCUAAUUGGCUCCAGGCCGGCCAUGUGGCUUAUAAGCCACAGAACUCCAUGAUUUUCCAGCCUGAUGGGAAGCAAUGAACCCAGGGCCUGCCCUGCGAAGGCUACUGCUCUAGUGUCUGCUGCCGCCCUCCCCAUACGCAAGCACUGUCCCAGCGGCCUGAUUCCUGCUGCCUCCCUUCUCUCUACAGACCCAAGGCAGGGCUGGGCUCCCUGCCCCACCCCCACUGCAGCAGCAGCUUCUGUUCUCCCCUGCUGAGGCCAGGCCACUCUGCUGCAGCGACGCCUCACACCCUCCCACCCCUGACCCUCACCCCGGGUGGACAGCACUCGUUAAUGCCCACUCGGCCUCGUGACACACAGUGGCCUGGGCAAGAUGACCCUCCAUUAACCUCAAGUCUCACUCUCCUGUUUACAGUCUGUUUUACAUGUGGGUCACCAGGGUAUUUAUUCUCUCCUGUGCAACCUUAAUCAUGGUUUUUAUUCUUUCUUCCUAAGCUCAGAGAAAGAGUUCCCAUUUCCCUAUUCAAACUAAUACUCAUGCCAAUCUUUUAUACCUUGUAUAUGAAGUCACCUUGGGUCCCUCGUGUUUAAGAACUCAUUAUUUCAGCCUCAUACGGUACGAAAAGCCGUCUUUCCCUUUUCUCUCUCACCCAACAGGAUUCUUGCAUCUGAGAGCUAACUUCCUGUCCUUGUGGCCCCUCUGAUUUCACUUUAAUAUAAGCAGCUGUUACCUCUGCA